ACUCGCGCUACUUCGAAAAACAUCAGAGACUGAGAACAAAAUGUUCGUUCCUUGUGAUGAGAUUUCCCCUCCCCUUUUCCAUACCAUAGAUUUUCGUGGUUCUCGCACGAGAGGCUCAAGAAACAGAAAAUGCGGUGGACGCGAGCAGCAGAUCAAUUAAGCGCCCACUCAUGGAAUACGCGCCCGAGUGGAUAGUCACAACAAUCACCUCCAAAAUUAGACUAAAUCAGGCAACGAGAUCGCAUAACGCCUUAACCGCAUAGUUGCUGUGCCUCACUACUCUCGCUAUUCAAAAGACAGGCAGUUGCUUGUUAGAGCCUGACCAUGUGCUCCUUCUUCAGACCUCAAAAUGCGAUUUCAGUGGCCAGGCUUCAGGAAAACAUCUGAAAAACCGACAGGCCAGCCCUCAGCCCAAGUCACUGAGGAUGACCGUUCUCCUGGUUCGCUCCGUCCGUUAUGGAUCCCAUUUUUUCUUCGUCGUACCAAUCUCAUACUUUUCAUAUGUGUUUUUUUGGCCAUCGGUAUCGCCCUAGGGGCCCUUUAUGGAGUUUCCGUUCGUAAUUCCGGCUUAUGCAACUCGAACACGAAAUACUAUUACCUAUGGACUUACGGGCCUACAGCCGUAUCAACAUUACUCGCAGCUCUAUGGGCCCAGGUUGAGUAUCGAUCGAAACAGAUGGCACCAUGGAAUCUUAUGGCUCAGGAACCACAGCCUGUUGGGAAGAGCCUCCUUUUGGAUUACACGGACCCAAUGAAUAUUAUCAGCCUCUUUACCUCGGCCAAAGAAAAGCACUUUAUUGUCACGACGGCCAUAGCUGGUACUUUCUUCAUCAAGUUAAUCACCGUCCUAUCUAGCGGUCUAUUCAUCGCCCUUCCGACAGCUCUCAAACAAAGCCAUUCGCCACUCAUUGCCCGAAACGUAUUUUACGGCAAUGCAGAUGCGGGAGUAAGUGCAAAGUCCGCCUCAGUAGCUUACGGAACUCUUGCAUACAGCCUUCAGUAUCCGGAGGGCACGACGCCACUUUAUGCAUAUCAAUCAUUCGACUCUCCAGCCGCAUCAUCGUUUAUCGUAACCGCGGAAGUCAAUGUUUUCUCUGCAGAUCUUACCUGCGAGGUCGGAAACGUAAUCGAAAACACCGUUGACACUACUACUGGCGAGCAAAAUCCCUUGCUUGAACCCAUACCAAGGAGAAUCCAAACCUAUACGGAACAAGCGAAUGUAUGGAUUUCCACGGACACUUGUGACAAUCUUUUUGUCGCUGUCCAAGAGGGCCAAUCCAUGUCCUGGAACGGAUCCACUUGCACAAACCUGGAAAAUGGGGACGAUGCGAACCGGUUCAUCAUCAUCUUUGGCGAUUGGACAAGCACCACUAGGCCUUUCGAGAGAGACAUCUCAGCGUUAUCAAUUCGUGAUGGUUCCUCGAACGGCGUAUCGAACAAUGAUGUCUCCACGGAAGUUAUCGAUACCUCAACCGAUGACUCCCUGGUGUCUAUCGAUGACCCAAACGAUUCUAACGAUGAUCAACUUGUCUCCAUAGAUGAUCCCGACACUUCCGAUGACGCUAGUAUCACCAUCGAGGCACCAGAAGCCUCUACCACUAUGCCAAAUAUCAUCAACAAUGGACAGAGUACCUCGCUAAGCGCUUCUACUAAUAAGCCGAGCACCCCUACUACUUCCUCUACUGCCGACGACUCCGGCUCUCUGACCGCGGCUAAUUUUACCAUCUCGGAAUCUACUUUCAGACCAAAAGUAGCACUCUCUUGCAAACCUCAUUACAAAAUUCAGCGGGCAUCAGUCACCUUAACCAAAGAUGACGACGGAUACUGGUCGCCGAAUAUAUCCAUCCCCGUUGGUGGAAACUCAUCACAGCUUGCUGGGAUAUCCGGAUGGACUUUGACGAAAGGAUUUGCACAGUCGAUAUACGAAGCUGAGGAAGAGAUCAAUGAACACUUAUUGGAUUUCCUUCGGACAGCAGGCCCAGAAGGAGAUGUCACAUCUGACGCAGCAGUGUUGAAUGGCUCCUUAUCUCAAAUCUUCCAACGCGUUGCUGUUCAGUAUGCGCGGUCCUACCUCAUGAGACCAACUCAGGAAGACCUAUCUGGAGAAGUUGUUCUAGAAGAAACGCGUCUUUACGUGCGUACUGUACCCUUCUCGAUCAUAGAAGCGACCCUAGCCUUCUUGAUUGGGAUUGCCGGUUUUCUAUAUGUGAAGUCGCCUACUGUAGCGACAUCCCGGGAUCCUUCUUCCAUUGGCGGACUUUCUACAAUACUAGCCCGAAGCCCGGAACUCAUGACGAGCCUUGAAGGUCUUGGAACACAUGAACUUCAAGAAUUCCGCAACCGACUUCAGCACCGGGAGUUCAAGACGUCGGUCCAACCUCACUCGUCUUCGCCCUUCGCGAUUACAGAAUCUGGCACUUCAGACAUGGAGCCUGCAUCUUCCGUACCUCUCACGGAAGAUAAAAUAAAAUGGUGGCGGCCAUUCGCGGUUUCCAUUACCGGUCGUAUUCUGAUUGCAGUUUCUCCCAUCGCAGUAGUGAUCGCCUUGACACUUCUGUUGGCCCACUCACAGGACAAAAAUGGAAUUGCUACAAUUGAUAAGAGCUUGGCCGUACAUUAUGCUUGGACUUACAUCCCUGUUUUGGUUAUGGUCGGUGUCCAGCUCCUCUUCGGCAUGCUUGAUUAUGCUAUCAAGAUUUUCAACCCUUAUCACAACCUUCGUGUAGGGGCAGCUCCAGCACGAACUAGCAUCAUGGAGAACCAUCUUGCAAAAUUGGGUUUACACGCACUGUUUGUUGCAGUGGGUAAACUGCAAUAUACAGUUGUGGCGGCGGGAUUUGCUAUGAUGUUGUCAUCCUUCUUGACAAUCGUAACCGGCGGCCUGUUUUAUACCGAGUAUACCCAAACCCAUCAAGAAGUACAGGUCCAACGCAUGGGUUGGUUCAAUACGUCCCACUAUGUUUCCUCAGAAGGCGUUAAGCAGGCAAACCUUGUCCUUGCGUAUAACCUAACGGAGCCAACUUGGACACAUGAUCAGCUGGCGUUCCCGAAGCUACAGGUUAGAGCAAACGGAGAAGUUUCGAAGAAUGCGAGCGAGCUACAAGUGGUAGUCCCUUCCUUACGAGGGAAUGCAAACUGCUCUGUCUCCAGUCCAGAGUUUAUGCAGUGGGCUAUCGACAACCCAAACCUGUCUGAGGGCUCGAUUCCUACUAUUAAUAGCACUGUGACCAUUAUGGGAAACAAAGACUGGAGCGGCACGGGCUACUUCGGUCACUGGAACUCGAUCAUUAUGGAUUUCGAAGAAGCCCCUCCAAUAGUAGCUUCAAUUGGUCGAGCUGUCAACAAAACCAUAACCGAAGUGACGGCACUUUCUUGCUGGCCAUACAUUGAGCAGCUUGACGUUAGCGUUACGUUUAACCUACCCAGUUACACUAUUUCGAACGAAAAGCCGCCGGUGCCCGAUAAAAGUACCAGCAAAGUCUUCUCGAACUCUGGGCCCACUAGCUUUGAUGAUUUUACGCUAGCCAAUCCGAACACUGGUGAUCGGACAAGCGAAGAACUCUUUGGCGUGUUUGGCCUUGCGGUGUACGGCAAAGACGGAGUUCCUAUCAGUGAACUGAUAGGCGACACCAACAUACACAAGCUUAAUGAUGCUGUAUCAAGAGUGUAUAGCAGAGUCGUUGCACAGAUUAUGGACUGCAGACGAGCAGCUUCUGACGAUGCGUCUGACAUAAAUGGAACUAUGGUCAGCACAGACACGCUGCGGUUGAAGCAAAGCACCAUUUCGACUCACAUCUUGCAAGGUCUCCUGCUAGCAAUGCUCGUGUGCAGCGCGGUGACCUUUUGCAUCAUGGAUACCCGAAAACUCCUUCCGAAGAACCCUUGCAGCAUUGCAGCGGUGGCGAGCUUGCUGGCGGGCUCUGAUCUAAUGACCUCGAAUAUUAUUCCAUCGGGUUCAGAGUGGAUGAGUGAUAGGGAGCUCGAGAAGAAAGUUUUUAAAGGUCUUCUGUUUAGACUGGGAUGGUGGCAAGACGAGGAUGAGCCGGGGGUUAGUAGAUUUGGGAUUGAUAUUGGGAAGGCAGGAGGAGGUGCCUGAGAUAUGGGUCAAACAUUCGAUUCAAAGUAGAUAUUUACGCUUCCUUUAGUUCAAAAGUUAUUGUUUUUUUCUCAAUUGGCUGUCAAAAUGGACAUGACCAUAUUUCUAGCCGGUGUUUCUUAUUUCUUUAAGGCUUUGGAUUAGUAUGAGCAAUUCGGGAGUAUUUCUUGGG
Messenger RNA from Aplosporella prunicola CBS 121167, 4268 nucleotides. RefSeq lists its product as uncharacterized. The record is from RefSeq and is a predicted model, not a curated record. The coding region runs from base 350 to 4096 and encodes 1248 amino acids. The transcript is spliced from 3 exons. NCBI's taxonomy places the organism in Eukaryota, Fungi, Ascomycota, Dothideomycetes, Botryosphaeriales, Aplosporellaceae.